This is a messenger RNA of Racocetra persica, 305 nucleotides long. The record is from the annotation of a GenBank genome assembly. NCBI's taxonomy places the organism in Eukaryota, Fungi, Glomeromycota, Glomeromycetes, Diversisporales, Gigasporaceae.
GACGAGCAUCCCUUUGAGAAACGCAAGGCUGAAGCUGAAAGGAUUAGACAAAAGUAUCCAGACAGAAUUCCGGUUAUUUGUGAGAAAGUUGAAAAAUCAGACAUUGCAACAAUUGAUAAAAAGAAAUACCUUGUUCCAGCUGAUCUCACGGUUGGUCAGUUUGUUUAUGUAAUCCGAAAGCGGAUCAAACUGAGCCCUGAAAAGGCUAUCUUUAUCUUUGUUGAUGAAGUUUUACCACCUACCGCUGCACUUAUGUCGAGUAUUUAUGAUGAACGUAAAGAUGAGGAUGGUUUCUUGUAUAUAAC